Messenger RNA from Vigna radiata var. radiata (mung bean), 2388 nucleotides. RefSeq lists its product as uncharacterized. The coding region runs from base 1 to 2388 and encodes 795 amino acids. The record is from RefSeq and is a predicted model, not a curated record. NCBI's taxonomy places the organism in Eukaryota, Viridiplantae, Streptophyta, Magnoliopsida, Fabales, Fabaceae. The transcript is spliced from 8 exons.
AUGAGAAUUAGGGCUCACAACGAAGACCAUUUGUUCGUGGAAGUUCUAAGUGCAAGACAAAGACCAUCACGUGCUCGUGGACGUAACGAAUUGACCUUGGACGUCAGUGAAGAAUAUGUUUCGUAUGUUGUUGCUUUGUUGUUUUGUGAUGGGUAUCGUUUAUGGUGUGUUGAUGCUUUGGAUUUCUGUGAUUUGUUUAAAAGAAGUGGUCCCAAUAAUUGUAGUAGGUGUGUUGAUGUGUACAGUGUCGUAAUAAUAGCAUCAGUGAAAGAGUUAGGUCAUACAGACAUUAAAGAACUAUGGUACAGUUUAGGAGGACAGUCAGUGGUGCCAGAGAGGUUGGAAUUAUUGACUGAUGAUAGGGGUGCUUUGCAUAUGGUUAAUAUUGCAAUGUUAAAUGAUGAAGUUCAUUUGGACGUUGUUCAUAAUAGGAAUGAACCAGAAAUAAUUGAAAUGAUUGAAUGGGUUGAUGGUGCUGUUAAUGAUGAAGUUGAUGUUGCAACACAAGUGGAGGGUGAAGGUGAGGUUCAAGUUCAAGUGGAGGGUCUGGUUGAGGGUCUUGCUGAGGGACAGGUUAAGAGAGAGACUGAGUGUGAGGCUGAAGUUGUAACACAAUUGGAGGAGGGUCCUGCUGAGCGAGAACUUUCUAAAGAGGUUGAGAGAGAGGUUGAGGGUGAAGGUUUAACACAAUUGGAAGAGGGUCCUGCUGAGGGAGAAGUUGAGAAAGAGGUUGAGAGAGAGGUUGAGAGAGAGGUUGAGAGAAAGGUUGAGUGUAAGGUUGAGGAUGAUUUCGAGCUAGAAGAUGUAGAAGAAGAUGAGGAUGAGGAUGAAAAUAUAGAAGAUGAUGAGGAUGAAAAUUUAGAUGAGUGUAGUAGUGAAGAAAGUCUAGUUGAUGUGACCAUUCAGUGUGAUAACAUUGGUAGUUUUAAAAGAAAUGUGAGUGAAGAACAACCCUGCAGUUCAUGGACAAGUGGUAAUGAUGACAUGAAUGAUGUACGUGGUAUAUCUGACAAUGAGUGGGUGUCAGAGGAGUUGGAUAAUGGUCCAGAUAGUGAGGAUGAAAGCUCCAUUCCUAGAACUAUGUUCCCCACAUUUAGCAUGCCUAAAAGUUUGGGAGAAUAUAAGUGGGAAGUUGGAACUUAUUUUACUGAGAAAAAGGAAUUCACAGAGGCCAUUAGGACAUAUGCACUAAGUAAUGGUCAAAAUUUAAAAUUCUUAAAGAAUGACAAGAAGAGGCUAAGAAAAGUGAUUAAUGAACACACUUGUAGCAGAGAUUUUAAUGUGAAGUUGAUCACUUCUAAGUGGUUGAGUAAAAGGAUGGAAAAAUUUGUUAGAGAGAACCCUAACAUGAAAGUCAUGGACAUUAGGGAUAAAGUUAGUAGGAAAUGGAAUGUUGGAAUCUCUAGAAAUAUGGCUUUUAGGGCAAGAGCCAUGACAAAAGAUAAUGUUGAUGGUUCAUUCAAGGAACAAUAUAGAAGAAUCCAUGAUUAUGGGCAUGAGCUUCUUAGGGCAAAUCCAGGCUCAACAGUCAAAAUAAAGGUUGAAAAUAGUAAUGGGGAGUGUAUCUUCAAUAGAAUUUAUGUAUGCUUGAAAGCAUACAAAGAUAGUUUCAUUAGUUGUAGACCCAUCAUUGGGUUGGAUGGGUGGUUUCUCAAAGGCAAGUAUGGAGGGGAAUUACUAACAGCUGUGGGAAGAGAUGCAAAUGAACAAAUUUUGCCCAUUGCAUAUGCUGUUGUUGAGGUAGAAAACAAAGACUCAUGGACUUGGUUCUUGGACCUACUCAUUGGGGAUCUUGGUGGGGAAGUUGGUCUGUUAACAGCCAUUGAUGCACUUCUACCUGGGGUAGAACAACGAUUUUGUGUUAGACAUAUGUACUCAAACUUUAGAAAGCAAUUUCCUGGAAAAGACCUUAAAUGUUUGAUGUGGACAGUAACAACAACCACAUAUCCACAACUAUGGGAGGCUGAAAUGAUGAAAAUCAAAGACAUCAAUUUAGAAGUGUUUAAGUAUUUGAUUGUAAUUGCACCAAGAUAUUGGUCAAGAUCUAGAUUCACUUCUAGAUCACAAUGUGACACUCUUGUCAACAACAUGUGCGAGGGAUUCAACAGUGUGCUAGUUCACACUAGGACUAAACCAAUUAUCACCAUGUUGGAAGAGAUUAGGGUUUAUAUCAUGAAGAGAUGGGCUAAGAACAGGACGAAGAUGACACUAUAUCAAGGUAGUGUGUGUCCUAAGGUUCUCAACAGAUUUCAAAAGCAAUCAUGGUUAACCAGAUAUUGGUUACCAAGAUGGUCAUCAGAUCAGUUAUUUGAAAUCAUCCACAUUUCACAAUUUGGGGAGCAAUUUAUUGUCAACCUUGACAAGAAUGAAUGCAGUUGUAGAAAAUGA